Meloidogyne enterolobii is the source of this 1744-nucleotide messenger RNA. The record is from the annotation of a GenBank genome assembly. Lineage: Eukaryota; Metazoa; Nematoda; Chromadorea; Rhabditida; Meloidogynidae.
UUUAGUGUAUUGACAUUAAUGGCUUCUUUAAUUUUAUUUUUAUUUCUUUAUUUGGACUAUGUUUCUGCCUUUGCUUCAAAUACGGUUGUAGAGAUUUACCAAUGUUAAUCCAAAAUGUGAGAGGAUCAGAAUUAAAAUGUGUGCGGAUAUUCAAUACAAUAUGACAAUUUAUCCAAAUUUGUUGAAACAUACAAAACAGGAGGAGGCAGAAAGUGAUAUUGAACAGUAUGAAAUGCUUGUCAAUGUUCAAUGCAGCCCCGAUAUUAAAUUCUUUUUGUGCACAAUUUUUACUCCAGUUUGUACAAUUUUGAAUGAACCAAUCCCUCCAUGUAGACAUUUAUGUUAUUCUGCAAAAAAUGGUUGUGAAACUAUAAUGAGGAAAUUUGGUUAUCCGUGGCCAGAGAUUUUUGAUUGUGAAAAAUUGCCUCAUCAUAAAGAUGCAAUGUGUGUAGGGGAAAAUAAUAAUGAUGAAUUGGAAGAGGAUAAAAACAAGAAUUUGGAUAUUUCUCAAAUAAAUGAACUAAAGGAGGUGAAGAAGGUGUUGGAAUGUCCUCAUGCUAUGAAAGUUUUGGGUUCUCAUAGCCAUUUUCUCUUUAUUGCCAACCAAACAUUAGAACAAUGUUCAUUACCUUGCCAUAAUGAUGGUUUAGUGCCCACUUUCUUCACUGCACAUAUUCGUCAUUAUCUAAAGCUUUGGACUGGCGCUUGGGCUGUUACUUGUUGUGUUUGUUGUUUAUUUACAAUUUUUACAUUUUUGGUUGAUUUGAAAAGAUAUGAAUUUCCUGAACGAGCAAUUCUUUUUAUGGCAUUUUCCUAUUUUAUGGUAAGCUCUGUUUAUAUGAUUGGAUUAGUUACUGGCGAUCAACUUUCUUGUGCUACCCAAUCUGCUACUAAACAACCUUUGGUUACUCAGGGAAAUGAAAAUUUUUGGUGUUCGGCAUUGGCUUUGGCACAUUUUUAUUUUAGCUUUGCCGGUUCUCUAUGGUGGUUAAUUUUAUGUUUUUCUUGGUUUCUUGUAACAACAUUAAAAUGGGGAGAAGUUCCAGUUGGACAAGUCUUUUCUUCUUAUUUUAAUGCCUUUGCUUGGAUUUUACCUUUAUUUGGUGUUAUUUUCCUAAUUAUAUUUGGAGGAAUUGAUGGAGAUGUAUUUACUGGAAUAUGUUCUGUUGGAAAUUUACAACCUUCAUUUUUAUUUAAUUUUAGUGUUCUUCCACAAAUUUUGUUGAUAGUUGCCGGCCUAAUAUUUUUCUCGUCUGGUUUUGUUUCAAUUUUACGUAUUCGUUCAUAUAUUAAAUGCAAUAGGUUUGUAACAAAUAAAUUUGAAAAUGCUGAGGCUUCUGAAAAACUUGGAAGAAUAAUGUUAAGAAUUACUUGUUUUUCUCUUUUAUAUGUUUUGCCAAUGUUUGUGAGUUGUUAUUGUUCAUAUUAUCAAACAAUUAAUAUGGAGGCAUGGUUGACUAAUUGGUAUUCAACACGUUGUUUACAUGCACAAAGAGCCGUAUUUGGAUUUACUCAACAAAGAGAUUAUUGCCCAAUUACGGAUCAAAUUGAAUUAGAAAACCAACCUGGCCCUCUUCUCUUCUUCCUCAAAUAUUUGGCCAAUUUUACUGUUGGAAUAGCUUGUGCUGUUUGGACAUUAAAUGGGAAAACUGUUGUAAUUUAUGGAGAAUUUAUGUCGCGUCUAUGUAUGGGUAAGGAGAAUAAUAGAGGAAGGCCUACACGUUUGCCAACUCGAGUUCAUUAA